Hippocampus zosterae (dwarf seahorse) is the source of this 754-nucleotide messenger RNA. RefSeq names its product parathyroid hormone-related protein-like. The transcript has 2 exons. Gene Ontology annotation, biological process: regulation of chondrocyte differentiation; adenylate cyclase-activating G protein-coupled receptor signaling pathway; osteoblast development. The record is from RefSeq and is a predicted model, not a curated record. Gene Ontology annotation, molecular function: peptide hormone receptor binding; hormone activity. Lineage: Eukaryota; Metazoa; Chordata; Actinopteri; Syngnathiformes; Syngnathidae. Gene Ontology annotation, cellular component: extracellular region. Bases 26 to 526 code for a protein of 166 amino acids.
GUUUUGCAGUUCUCGGGGUGGGAGGAUGCGCUCCGCCGUGCUGCUUCGUCACUGGAGUCUGGCCGUCUUCUUGCUGUGCUCGCCGGUCGCGCCUUACGGGAGGACGGCGGACGCGCUCGGGGGCAGAAUGCGGCGCUCGGUGAGCCACGCCCAGCUGAUGCACGACAAAGGCCGCAGCAUGCAGGAGCUGAAGCGUCGCCUGUGGCUGCAGGAGCUCCUGGAGGAGGUCCACACGGCCGAGGAGCGGCCGGUGACGGGCGGCGGCGGCGGAGGCGGCGGCGCUUCGCCCGACUUCAGCGGCAACGACCUCCGCCAGAAGCCCCCCGAGGCCACCAAGGACCUGCCCCACAGGUUGGGGCCGGAGCGCGAAGGCCCCGUGCUGCCGCAGGAGACCCACAAGGCGUCGGCCUACAAAGACCAGCCGCUCAAGGUGGCCACCAAGAGGAAAAAAAAGGCCAGGCUGGGCCGGCGCAGGGAAGGCGACAGGAAGCGCAGGAGGAGCCGCGCCGUCCCGACUCCGGACUGACCUGACGCCGGAGGCCCCCGCAGUGACCCGCCAUGGGCCCCCAUUUCGGCCCGAAAGAUGAUCCUGAGAUCCCCUCGGGCGGGGGUCAUGCCUGUUCAGUACUUACGAUGUCACGUUGCGUCUUUGCAACAAAUCCCAACACGUAUGUUCUGUUUGAAUCAUUUUGAUGUUUAACGCGGGACGCACAAUUAGCAAAAAUACCCGAUUUGCAUAUGUGUCCCGCCUUCC